This is a messenger RNA of Ylistrum balloti, 1305 nucleotides long. Its product is annotated as silk gland factor 1-like. The record is from RefSeq and is a predicted model, not a curated record. Bases 1 to 1305 code for a protein of 434 amino acids. NCBI's taxonomy places the organism in Eukaryota, Metazoa, Mollusca, Bivalvia, Pectinida, Pectinidae. The transcript has a single exon. Gene Ontology annotation, biological process: cell differentiation; regulation of transcription by RNA polymerase II; anatomical structure morphogenesis. Gene Ontology annotation, molecular function: protein domain specific binding; DNA-binding transcription factor activity, RNA polymerase II-specific; RNA polymerase II cis-regulatory region sequence-specific DNA binding.
AUGUACGAGAAACAGCCCCUUGGACCUGAGUGUCCACAGUCCGGAGACUAUCUGACAAUGUUGUCAACCAAGUCCCCGUAUGAUGCGGUCAGCGGCAGCAACUACCCGACAUCUCUUCCCAGUAUGAACAGCAUCGGAAACAUGGGGACGAUGACCACAAUGCCUAUGAGCAACGUCAGUUACUCUCCUCCGGCCAUGGGUGGCAUGAGCACUAUGACCCCCCCGGGGAUGACAAGUAUGGGGAUGGCCGCACCCAUGGGCAUGCACGGGAGUAUGCACGCGGGAAUGAACUCUAUGAACUCAAUGAAUGGAAUGUCGGGGAUGUCCAGUAUGGGACAAAUGCCAAUGAACGGAAUGAGUGGAGCCAUGUCCCCAAUGAGGAUGGAUACUUUUAACAGGGCACAAGCCAUCAACCGAGCCCGAGACAAGACAUACAGACGUAGUUAUACUCAUGCUAAACCUCCGUACUCCUACAUCUCGCUCAUAACUAUGGCUAUUCAACAAUCACCUAAUAAGAUGAACACUCUGAGUGAGAUUUAUCAGUUUAUCAUGGACUUGUUCCCUUUUUACCGCCAGAAUCAACAACGCUGGCAGAACUCUAUCCGUCACAGUCUUUCUUUCAACGACUGUUUUGUGAAAGUUCCAAGGACGCCGGAUAGACCCGGAAAGGGCAGUUACUGGACCCUGCAUCCAGAUUCGGGAAAUAUGUUCGAAAACGGAUGUUAUCUGAGGAGACAGAAACGUUUCAAGUGUGUGAAAAAGGAGAUGAUUCGUCAGGCUUCACGUCACGAUAAUUCUGUAGACGGUAGUGAAUGUUCCAUGUCACCCCGUGGUGAUCCAUGCUCACCGCCUCCGCCUUCUGCUUCUCCCCCCGGAAACGUGCCCGUGACCCUGACUGAGACCAAGCGGGAACCACUGCAGCCGAUCGAGCACACCCCUCCACCACCACCUCCACCACCUCAACAUCAGCAACAGGCGCAGCCACCCCCUCCAAUUCCACCCGUGUCCCUGGGCCACGAGAUGCCCCCACAUUCUAUGAGGCACAUGCAGCAUGAUCCGAUACAUCAGGGCUACCACCCUCAUCACAACCCCACCCACUCGUUUAACCAUCCGUUCUCUAUAAACAGUUUAAUCACCGAUAGCAAAAUGGACCUUAAAAUGUACGAAAUGCAAGGUGGUUAUGGGUACAACCACAUGGGACUCCCUAUGAUGAGUGGUAAGGACACUAUGGGAGUAGGGCCCAUGCAGCCUGCCCCUGACGGGUACUACAAGACAUACGCCCCUCACUCUACAGCGGCCUUAUGA